Molecule: messenger RNA, 315 nt
Organism: Exophiala spinifera
Lineage: Eukaryota; Fungi; Ascomycota; Eurotiomycetes; Chaetothyriales; Herpotrichiellaceae
Exons: 1
Coding region: 1-315 (104 amino acids)
Biological process (GO): intracellular iron ion homeostasis
Cellular component (GO): cytosol; nucleus
Molecular function (GO): 2 iron, 2 sulfur cluster binding
Source: RefSeq, a predicted model, not a curated record
AUGGCCGCUCCAACGGACACAGCUGCCGCCGAGACGGCGGCGACCUCCGGGGUCACACCGGAGUCGCUGAGCGAGAAGCUCAAGUCGAGCAUCGGCGCGACGUACGUGUCGAUCGAGGACAUGUCCGGCGGCUGCGGGCAGGCCUUCAACGCCAUCGUCGUGUCGCCCGAGUUUGAGAAGAAGACGCUCCUGGCGCGCCACAGACUGGUGAACAACGCGCUCAAGGCCGAGAUUGCCGCCAUCCACGCCUGGACGCCCAAGUGUCUCACGCCGGAACAGUGGGAGAAGGAGAAGGAGAAGAUCGGGGCGCAAUGA